AUGGACGCCUACCCCGAAGACUACGUCAACCACAAUCUCCCUUUCGUCCUCCUUUCCGGACUGGAGGCGAGCUCUGAGAAUGAUGCUGCAACCUCUGCGGAAUAUCCCCUCCUCUCCGAGAAGGGCUCAGAGAUCUUCUCCGAACUCCCUCCGGUGAGCGGGGCUCUUGCAGAGGAAUUGCGGAGCGUGCUACUUGAAGAAGAUGGCUCUCGCAUGCCAUGGAAGUCCAGACCCAGCUUAGAUGAUAACAACUCAUCCGCUGCAGGGAUUGGUUUCAAGAUCAAAAGUACUGGCCGGUCCUACAAGCUUCCUCCACGAAAAGCCAAUCCUCCGCUACGCUCCCCUUCCAUGAACUCUUUCGUCGACUCAGACUCCGUUGUUCUGCACUCGCCCAUAUCACCAUUGACUCCAGGCUCUCCAACAUUUCCAGAUGGUCUACUCACUCCGCUCUGGGUCACCAAACAUCAGGACCUGGUUCCUGCAGCGGUCAUCAAUUUCUUUCCCUUUUCUUUGGACCGGAAUAUGAACACGCUCCGCGAUAAUCAAUUGAAGAUCGAGAUUAAUGAUCUAAAGCAGGCGUGGACAUCCUCCGGCUUCAAGACUCGGUAUUUGGUGGUGUUGAUAUCCGAAGAAGGUGAUGGAGGGCAUACUUGGGAGAUUGAUGAUCGGGUCGCAGGCAUCCGCAGAGCGACGAAUCUCGAUCCAAAAUCAGUUUUCGUCGUCCCGCCAGACGCGACAACGUCAGAAUUAAAAGACUUUACGAAAUCAUUGUUUUCGCUGUUGCAGCCCUCUGUCGUGGAAUACUAUCGGGACCUGUCCAAGCAUGCCCGGCGGAAGCGCAACAGAAGUAGCAUCCCUCCUCAGACGGCGCCGCCCACCAGCGGCACUUCUCAGACCCUGUCGGUCCAUGGGUGGAAUGUCCGUUAUGAGUUCAAACUUGGGAUAUUUGCCGAGUUUCGUCAGGAGAUGGAUGCAGCGUGUCGGAAUUAUGAGUCUGCCUACGAUACCUUGUUUGGACAGGAGGUUUUUGAGAAUAUCGCUGGAUGGGAUCCACGAUUCAGUGACGCACGCCUUCUCUCUGAUUCUCUGGCCAUUCGAAUUAUUCGUUGUUUACUUUGGACAGGUCAGACCACUGCGGCCGCACGGUUCUGGGUCGAUCACAGAGUUCGCACGAAGGAUAUCAUCAAUCGAAGGGGUAAAGGCAGCAGAAAUUACGGAUGGGAAGCAUGGGAGGCGCGGUGGUCGAUGGUUAUGGCUCAACUCAUCCGCCGAGCGGAAAUACCGUCUCUUUCAUCCGGGGAAUUUGGAUCCAUAUACCUUUUGCCUGAGAAAGCAAUCCCCACAGGGGAACGAGUCAAUCCCUGGGAGCACUUGCACCAUGAGGGCUAUUGGCUAUGCCGCUCAGCAAAACACACAAAGCUGCGAAGAACUCUUGCGGAACAAAUUCCAAGCGAGGAUCGAAUGCCUCCAGGACAGUCUCCUGCCUCGCAGAUUGCCAACAAGUCUUACCUUUACGACACAUAUCUGGCCCCCGAGACUCAUGCUGAAUCACCUCUGCCCGGGAACACAGGCUUUGACCAUUCCUGUCUGAUCCUGAACACCUUGAAGUCUGCACUCGAAGAGUUCUCAAAACGCCAACAGACUCGUCAUGUCGAGAGCCUCGGCCUCGAGAUCGCAGAAGAGUACAUGCGCGUUGGCUCUUGGACGGAGGCAUACGAUAUCCUUCAACCCUUGUGGCCAAAUCUGAGCUGGCGCCGUUCUGGUUGGUGGCAACUGAUGCACAGUUUCGGUUGGGCCUUAAGGGAAUGUGCUCUCCGAGCACAGAAAAGCGAGACAGUGCUGCAAGUGGAUUGGGAGCUGCUUCAUAAUGUGUUUCAACCAAAACCUUCUUGGCAAUAUGACAUCCAUCAGAGCCUCGAAAGUUUCCCUUCAGAAAAACCGAAACCAUCCGUUGUCCUUCGAGCAGAAGACGUCAUGCCGAGCUUGACCGCUUCAUUGGUCUUUGAAAAAGCCGAAGGCAACGUCGGGGAACCACUGCAGGCUCAACUCAUUAUUUCAUCGUGUGCUCAAAAAUCUUCCGCGCCCAUCAAACUCACGGAGGUGAAAGUAGUCUUUGAGGGCUGCUUGCGGCCACUGAAGAUUCAAUCUGACCAGAAUCAAAAUGCCGACACUACGAGCCCGUGUUGCCUCACUUCUCUCCAAUUACGAGAACCGCGCACGUCUGUCGAUUCCGCCGUUCAAUCACCGACGAGUGGAUUGGCCACCUUACUUGGGACAUCCGAUCUUACGAUUGGCCCUUGCCAGACCAAAGCAUUCAAUCUCACUUGCAUCCCCCGCGAGGCUGGUGAAGCCCGGGUGGCUUCGAUAACCAUGCUGAUUGAGGAGGAAAAGUUUGAUCUCGCCUAUGUUAUCACAUGCGAGGAACAAUACAAAUCCGUCUGGUGGCAAAACACUAAAAAGGGAAUAAGUCACAGAAGGGUGGGCAAAGACCGAGACACUGGCAAAUGUAAGGUUAUGCCAAAGCCUCCCAAGAUCCGCAUCACAACCCCCAAUCUUAAACAAAACUAUUACACCAAUGAACGGGUGGCUUUGGAUAUAGAGUUACAGAAUGAGGAGGAGGAAGCAGCCGAUGUCACCACUGAAGUUCGACUGUUUGGUCCUCCAGAGUCAUCGGCUAGGAUUCUGUGGCUCGACACAGAGGACAACGUCGCCACCCAUGAGUCAGGGACUAGCACUCCAGCCGAAGGUCCAACCCAUUUCUUGAAACAACCAGUCGGAGUAAUCGAGCGUUCCUCUGAUAGGCACAUCACUGUUGUUGUGGAUGACACUCAGAAUAUUGCGAAUUAUCAACUGGAAAUUUCAGCCAUCUACAACCUGGUGUCUGAUGUCCAAACUCCUAUCUCGAAGACUAUCACCGUUGAUCUGUCAUUCACCCGGCCAUUCGAGGCCAACUACGACUUUCUGCCUUGUGUUCACUCGCAACCAUGGCCGAAUUUCUUCGCAGUUAGUGACGACUUGCUCGGUGAAGCUUCGGGGUCGGUCCCGGGAGGCUUACAGCAGAGAUGGUGUCUCAAUUCCAAGGUUGUUUCCUUUGCCCUGGAGCCAAUCGUCGUUGAUCGAAUGUCUGUGGCUCUUCUCGGAGUUGGCGGCGGUGCGGUGUGCAAUAUCGAGCCAGAGACAUUGGUCAGCCCCACCACUUCGCAACUUGCACCGGAAGAAAUGCGGGAGUCCAACUUUUGCCUUGACAUACAGAAGCUCACCCUCGGUGACCGCCGGCCCUCUACGCUUAACCUCGCACUAGAAAUCCAAUGGCAUCGACAAGGGUCCGACAACGAAAGCGCCGUAUCGACCUCCAUCCUUGAGAUCCCGCGGUUCGUCGUUCCCAUGGGAGAACCCAGGGUGCUCGCCUCCUCAUCCGUCUCGGAGACCAUGCCUGGACUGAUUCAUCUGGAGUACACGCUGGAGAACCCAUCCACGCACUUCCUCACCUUCAACCUCAUGAUGGAGGCUAGCGAGCAGUUUGCCUUUAGCGGACCGAAGACCACCGUCGUCCAGCUUGUGCCGCUGAGCCGGCACACGAUCCGGUACAAUUUGUUGGCAGCCAAACGCGGCUUGUGGAUCCAGCCACAGCUGGUGGUGGUCGACGGCUACUUCAACAAAACUCUCCGUGUUCUCCCCACAGGGGAGAUGCGCUCGGAUAAGAAGGGCAUUCUGGUGUGGGUUGAUGCUGAUGAUUAG
Penicillium lagena is the source of this 3738-nucleotide messenger RNA. RefSeq lists its product as uncharacterized. The transcript has 4 exons. The record is from RefSeq and is a predicted model, not a curated record. Lineage: Eukaryota; Fungi; Ascomycota; Eurotiomycetes; Eurotiales; Aspergillaceae. The coding region runs from base 1 to 3738 and encodes 1245 amino acids.